AUGGCGGGAGACUUUUCCGGAUGCGCGGCUCGAAAGAAAAACCGGGCUCAAUCGAUCGAGUAUAAUCCGGUGAAGACGGAUGGAGGAGAAAAUUCCAAGCAACCCACAAAUCCGCUGACGACCCGCAGCGGACUGCGAGUGUACAAAAUUGUCAUACUUGGCGACGGUGGAGUCGGCAAAUCAGCUGUUACAUUGCAGUUCGUUAGCCACAGCUUCCUCGACUACCACGAUCCAACCAUCGAAGACUCCUACCAACAGCAAGCAGUAAUCGAUGGAGAAGCGGCUCUGCUCGACAUUCUGGACACCGCCGGACAGGUCGAAUUUACGGCCAUGCGUGAUCAGUACAUGCGCUGCGGGGAAGGUUUUAUCAUUUGCUACUCGGUGACUGAUCGUCAUAGUUUCCAGGAGGCAUCCGAGUAUCGGAAGUUAAUAGCGCGGGUGCGCCUCACGGAAGAUAUCCCUUUGGUACUGGUGGCCAACAAGCUGGAUCUGCAGUCGCAACGAAAGGUUUCCACCGAAGAGGGCAAAACACUGGCCACACAGUUUGGUUGUCCGUUCUAUGAAACAUCGGCGGCCCUGCGGCACUACAUCGAUGAGGCAUUUUUCUCGUUGGUUCGGGAAAUCAGGCGGAAGGAGGAGCAGCGGGCUUUGAAUGGGGGCUCAAGUUCCGAAAAGAUUCAUCCUCGAAGACGCAGUCGAUGGUGGCGAUUACGUUCUAUAUUUGCGCUAGUGUUUCGGAGGCGUAGGAAUAUUACGAACACCGAUCAAUAGGACAACUGAACAUUGCACAAAAACCGGUACCAUUUCACAUGCUCCUCUAUUACGGUUCAGUCGCAAUGUGCCGUCGCUCCAUAUGCAUGUGGUAUAAAGUAUUAUUGUUGUUAUAUUUUUAUUUUCAUUCUUAGUUACUAUAGCUAUAUUUUCCGCAAGGAAUGCGCGCUUCAAUCAACGAAAAAACUGUACUAUCUCAUGUCUAACAAAGAAACUUACCGUUACGGGAAUCUUGUUUAGCCCCGAUUCCGAUCGUGGGAUGACUUUUGUUUUAUAUAUUUAUGAUAAGAAAGAGUUUGGUCCAAAGGACCUGCAACGCAACGUAGACCAAAUGAAUAGAUUGGAGCCAAUAGGAUGAAAUAAGCUAAACAUCGACUAAAAUAUGGUUUUAAAUAUUUGUUGGUGAAUUAAGGUGCAAUUUUAAAAGAAAGAUCUACAACACUAAGGCAACCGUAAUGUAAUGGACAUGGCUAAAUCGUUUUGAAAAAAUUUCAAAAACUAGUACGACUGGACUCAAAUAUUAAAUGAAUGACUGAUCCACUGAUUGAUGUCUUGUUUUUACCCUGAUAAAUGAGCCCAAUGUGUUCAAACCAGAGUCGUUUGUUGAGAUUUGUUAAGAUUUCAUUUAUCUCACAGCAUUUCAAUUGUCUUAUGAUCAGUAUUGACAGGCAUUUUCGCAUAAAGUACAGCAUAGUAAAUUAAUUUAAGUAUUUCAAACGUUUUUAAGUAUUUUUUGUGUUUGUUUUCGCCUUGGAGGCUGUUUGGGCUCAGAGCUGAAUAAGUUUAGUUACAAAAUAUUCUUCGUGAGGCUAUCAACGUUUGCUUACUUUAAUUAUAUGAAAAAUAAUGACGAACUUGGUAUUUGUGAGACAACAUUUUAUAAACCUAUAAUCACCAAGCAAUCUUUCAAGUAUCUACAUCUCUAUCAGACAAAUACAUCAUUUUGAUGCAUGGUAAAUAGAAAUCAGAAGAAAGAAUAACUUAAAAAUUAACGAUACAAACGAUGAAUACCUAUACCUAACCAAAUAACUGUGAUGUAUGCCAAAAACUGAAAAUGUCCUAUUAUAUUUUAAACUAUUACUAUCUAUUUGAGUUUCUGUGCAUCUUGGUCCUUUUUUCACUUUU
Anopheles bellator is the source of this 1896-nucleotide messenger RNA. It is a transcript of the gene Ric, whose product is annotated as GTP-binding protein Rit2. Gene Ontology annotation, molecular function: GTPase activity; calmodulin binding; GDP binding. Gene Ontology annotation, biological process: Ras protein signal transduction. The transcript is spliced from 3 exons. NCBI's taxonomy places the organism in Eukaryota, Metazoa, Arthropoda, Insecta, Diptera, Culicidae. The record is from RefSeq and is a predicted model, not a curated record. The coding region runs from base 1 to 771 and encodes 256 amino acids. Gene Ontology annotation, cellular component: plasma membrane.